Molecule: messenger RNA, 1651 nt
Organism: Lathyrus oleraceus (garden pea)
Lineage: Eukaryota; Viridiplantae; Streptophyta; Magnoliopsida; Fabales; Fabaceae
Exons: 7
Coding region: 271-1245 (324 amino acids)
Biological process (GO): transmembrane transport
Source: RefSeq, a predicted model, not a curated record
CAAAAUUAGCGGAAGGACACAAAGACCACAUCAUGUGGUCCAAUUCCGAAAAACCCUAAUUCAAAUUUUCGCUCUUUCCGUUCAUAUUAUAAACCCUAAAUCAACCUCUUUUACUUUUAUUACUCUUUUUUCCCUUUUACCUUCACUUUCAUCACACCUUCGUCGGAAACCCACUCAACGUUUCCGAGUAUACACUCCGUUCGAGUAAUCUAAGAAAAGAAGAAUAUUUAUUUAUUUAUUUAAUUAGUUUAAUUAAAUUUUGCGGUGAUAAUGGAAGCGCGAGUAGGGACGGUGGUUGAAGGAGGACAAAGAGUUCUGAAUAAUCAACAAUCGCAAAUUGGAACGGUGUCUCAGCUUUUGGCUGGUGGGGUGGCUGGUGCUUUUGGAAAAACCUGCACUGCUCCUCUCUCUCGACUCACCAUUCUUUUUCAGGUGCAAGGUAUGCAUUUUGAUGUUGGCCAUGUCGCAGCACUAAGUAGACCUAGCCUUUUGUAUGAGGCUCAACGGAUUGUCAACGAAGAAGGAUUUAGAGCAUUUUGGAAAGGCAAUUUGGUGACUAUAGCUCACCGCCUCCCUUAUUCUGCAGUCAAUUUCUAUACCUAUGAAUGCUACAAGAAUCUAUUACAUUCUGUUCUGGGGGAGAAUCAUAGAGCAAAGGCCAGUAGUGAUGUCUUUGUGCACUUUGUCAGCGGUGGUAUGUCAGGCAUGACAGCUGCUUCGGCUUUAUAUCCAUUGGAUUUAGUUAGAACAAGACUUGCCGCACAGAGAAAUGUCAUAUACUACAAGGGAAUCUCACAUGCUUUUAGUACCAUCUGUAGAGAAGAAGGAUUCUUUGGAAUGUACAAGGGACUUGGUGCAACGUUGUUGGGUGUCGGGCCUAGCAUAGCUCUAAGUUUUUCUGUUUACGAGAGCUUGCGUUCUUCUUGGAAGUCUCAAAGGCCAGAUGAUUCUACUGCCAUGGUCAGUCUUGCUUGUGGAAGUCUUUCAGGCAUUGUAUCUUCAACAGCAACAUUUCCAUUGGAUCUAGUAAGGCGAAGGAUGCAGUUGGAAGGGGUUGGUGGUCGACCUCGUGUCUAUAAUACCAGUUUGUUCCGGACAUUUGGUCACAUAUUUCGGAAUGAAGGUAUACGUGGUUUGUAUAGAGGCAUUUUGCCUGAAUAUUACAAGGUUGUUCCCGGUGUUGGCAUUGUCUUUAUGACUUAUGAGACAUUGAAGACCCUUCUUUCAAGCUAUCAAGAUCGUUAGCACACAGCAUUUUCCAUUAUAUAUGACACUAAUAAUUUUAGUUAUAUACUUGGUAGAAAAUUUUGUCUCUGGAUAGAACAUUAUGGUAGAAGUUAAUCCAUGUAGCAAAUCCCAUUUUGGGAUAAGGCUUAGUUAGCAAAUCCCAUUUUGGGAUAAGGCUUAGUUAUUGUCCUUCUCCUUGUAGGAAAUUUUGUGGUGUUGGGUUUCACACUUUGUAGUCACAGACACGUUUUUGUCUGUGUAUAGAGGUAGUUUUAGCUGAGUAAGAUCAAUUGUACCAAAGCAAAGCUUUAGGUUUAAAUGGCGAAAUAGUUUAACUUUAUUUUUUGUAACAUGCCACGUUUACGAGUUAUUCAAGACAAAAUUAAGUAGAUGCAUUUUAUAACAACAUGAGCAAUUGAAUUUU